AUGGUGAGAGACUUAGUCUUCUCCUCACUGCUCAUGGACACUGACAAUGAAUCUGAUGACGGCCCUAUUGUCUUGGGAAGUCCACCGCCGUCACCACCAGCUUUGAUACUCUUGAGCUCAUUCCAAUCACCUCCUAGUUGCCAUGUUGCUCAGACCCCAACACGGAAGCGUCGGCGAGUUGAACAAGCACCUCGAAAAUCCCGGGCCUAUCCUCCAGUUUAUGAGCAACCCGAAUCUGAGCUCGAUGUGUCUUGGGAUCAAGCAGCAGACGAGCUUCUGCGGGGCAGUCAGCCAGAGUGGAACACACCAUCACGGGCACGUUUUAACCUCGAGGAUAUCAUGGCCUCCACUCCAAAUGAGGCUACCAAGACGUGCGAGGAAACAAGCCUGGCAGGAUACUCUGAAUUUUGCGAGUUGAUCUUGGAGGACGGAGGCGCCUUCUUUCAGAUCACACGAGAUCUGUUUGUUUCUAACGGAUGGGAUCCAGAGAGGAAGAGCUUGAAGGCGUCAUGGAAUCACCUGCAGCGUUCCGUAAUUGGUGAUGCUGAAGUCAUUGUCUGUCAGUGCCCUCUCGCUCGAAACGACGACAACGGGCUUUGUGUGCACACUCGCUUCCUUCAGGAGGAAGGUCAUGAACACUUUUCAGAGGUGGGUGUCGACGAGGAAGAUUCAUCAGAUGCGAUUCUCUUCUCGCGACAAGAGACAGGAGAGGACACAUGGCUCAAUAUCUUUUCCUGUCGCCCUCAAGCAUCAAGCAUUUUGAAUGGUCGGGUCAUCGUGCAGCAUACGGGUGAGGAUACUGGAGUUGGGUCUUGGUCCUGCUCGAAAGAUAGCGGAAUGAUAUCAUGUGUUCACAUACACAAGUGCAGAGAUUUGUUGCGGAAAUUGAUAAGUACAGAUCCCGGGGCAAGAUAUGAGGUUGAGGACGAGGCUGUCCACAAUCAUGCCAGCCCCGAUUGUCGGGAAUUCGGUAUAUUCAACUACAACAAUCAACGCCUCUUCACACACGAAGUCCUCGACGAAUACACAUCCGCAUAUACGUCCUCGGAGAUGCCGUUUUCAGCCUGGGUAUCUGUCAUAUCGCGGCGCUACAGUCUCAACGAAAGCCCGGAUCCUUUCCCCAGUGCUGACACAUUCCGUUCCGCAUGGUUCCUUUAUGUCUCUCUCCAGCAUCUCGACGACAGUAUGACAUGUCCCCGUUGUGGUCCUAGCCCCGAAACCACGAUCUGGGAUGGUGUCACUCUUGCAUUCAACAAGAAGCAUCUACUUCCUACCCUUGAACCACCAACAGUCAGCCAGUCGACUUCCUACGAGCGGCAUGCAACACGCUAUCUGGCAAAUCAGCAGCUGAUACCCACUGCCAAGCUUCGACGUUCGAUACGGGCAGUGCUUACCGGCCCCCAUCUGACAAAGACAGAACUGGACAAACUCUUGUCAUCUCUCCCAGCGGCGGAAAGUGAGGAGGAGGAGGAGGAGGAGGACAAUGAGGACGAGAUGGAUGCAGAACCAGUCUUGAAUCCUCGUGGGAAGAAGGGACUUGAGAAGGCACGGACUGCAUUUGUGGGAAGGGUGGAUAUGAUACCCAUGGUUGUUGAGGGUCUCGGGCGAGUCGAUGAAGCAUUAGCAAGAUUGUUCGAUUCUGAUACAACAGCAAAGAUUGCGGCCGAAGAGUCUGUGCUACAGUUUGCAACACACUCGGCACUUGAAACCUUGCAAAAAUUCGUGGAUCAUCCAAGUCUUUCGACGGGUUCUGCAUUGGCAGAGAUCCCGGCCAUUUACGAGCUCAUUUCCCAUGAACGUCGCAUUUCCGACGACUUGCACCUAAUCUGCCAUUGGAUGUUACGGAGAGGUCGCGCCAUAUUCAAUGGCUUGCUGAAAGAGCCCUUCCACUUACCCACAACACGAGCCGGGGACGAAAAACCAUGGACCGAGACCGGCUGUCACUAUGGCUUACCGAAGAUCCGUGAACGUCCUCGAUAUCCCAAGCUCAAAUAUGACGCAAGCAAUGAAGUCGGCGGAAAGCGAGGUGCGAAAUGCUCCAAGUUCUACUCACAAUACGGAGAACGGCGUCUGACGGGAGGCAUCAUGUGUGUCUGGUGUACCCAUAGCGUCUGCUAUGGCUUCCACUGCAUUCCGAAGGGAGAAGGGCGAAACGAUGUUUUUUCAGCACUAAUCACUCGCUGGGAAACGGCCCCGAAGCAGGUCAUCUAUGACUUUGCCUGUGCACUUGGGCCAUAUUGCAUGACUCGCGAACCGACAUUCUUUGCAAACACUCAAUUCCUCAUUGACGACUUUCAUUCUGUUGGCCACACCAAGUGCUCCGAAGCGGCGUUUCUCAAGACCUAUUGUCGGGUGGAUCCAAGACUUUCGCGAAUCAACUCGAGUGCCGGGGAAUGCGGGAACAGCGGUCUUGGCCGAAUACGAAAGUCGGUCAGUUACAUGUCUCAAAGCCGCGCCAUCUUGUAUACACGAGUUUUCUUGUGCAUCUGGAAUCGGUUACGCAUUAGAAAGUUGACCGGAUACAAGUAGUAAAUGAUAGUAGAACAAGUGGACUUUAAUUGGAAUAGCAAGUCAGUUACUUUGCUACGAUGAGAAUCCGCCCGAGAAUUCGCUGAGUCUGGCAACGGCUGGACUUGGACAGCAGUCAUCUGCUGGUAGCCCCAGAACCCAGCAAAAUCCUG
Molecule: messenger RNA, 2681 nt
Organism: Mycena citricolor
Lineage: Eukaryota; Fungi; Basidiomycota; Agaricomycetes; Agaricales; Mycenaceae
Source: the annotation of a GenBank genome assembly